AAACAACAUGGACGCCAAGAAACGAAAAUGCUAAACAGUGUAAUAUUUUGACAGCUAUACGGAACAGUUUGAUCUUAUUCCUGGAAGUUCAACAUUACAUAAUUUGAGUCAUUAUGCCUGCUGUCACCAGUAAUUGCAUCGACCCGAGGAUGAAAGGACAAAUGAUGGAGAGCCUGUCGACUGGCCAGCUACUAACAAUUAUCGAGGGACUUCGUCACGACCUUCAGAUCAGUCAAGCUGAGACUAAACAAAUGGAAGAUCAGCUGCAUGUUCUUGUGUCCCUCAUCAGAAGGUCCUGGAAAGGAGACAAAACUGCAAAUUUACACUUGGCAAACAUUGUUGGUAUCCAGCCAAGUGAUCUUGUGGAGACAGCUCAGUCUGAGAAGACAUCUUCUGUUAAACACUGGGAGAGAUUAUCGCUGAAGUUGUUACAAAGGGAAUACGAGAUGGUACGGCGAGAGAUCGAACAGCGCCAGCAGCUGUACAUGGAAGGGAGAUCACUCUACAUGGAGGAGUUAAUGGAUUCACACCAGAAAGAUAUGUCACAGUUUGUUCUUCACCGACGCACGAACAGCCGAAAUAAUCUAGACCAGGUCGACAAGCAGUUUCUGAAGAGGUUUACCAACAAGCCGAGUUUGGUCCGUCGUCCCCCAAGCGGUAACAGACAGAGAACGCGCUCCAAGUCAGCUGGCAUGCAGCGUCCGCAGCUGAACAGGGAACAGGAGGCUGAAGUGACACUGAAAGAAUUGUUCAUCCAGCCCACGGCCAGUAGAAACUGCACUAUGAACAAUAGUAAUAGCAAGGCCCCAGCAUCCACCUGUGAGACCGAAUACAACAACUUCAGUAGACAGGGUAAUAAUGUCAGACAGUGGAAGAGCCAUGAAUCAUAUGACAACCCACACAGAUAUGUUCAGUCUAACCUGUUUGAAAUGGGGCCUGUGAUUGAUUCGCAAACUAAGAAGGUUCGACCGUGUAGUGCUGUGUUACAGAGACAACAAGACCAUGCUAGGUCAAGGCCAAGAAGUGCUGGACAUGGUGCUGAACAAAUGUCCCUUCCACAAAGAUGUGAAAGACCUCUGAAGUAUGAAACGACCUACCCAGUGCCAUUCCCAUCAAAGGAUGGAAAUCGGUCGAACAACGCAAUAGAGCAUUCUCCACCAGAACAAACUGGUUUUCCACCAGAACAAACUGGUUCUCCACCAGAACAAACUGGUUCUCCACCAGAGCAGGAUACAGAACCAUCCUGUGAUACAUACUGGUCCGCUCAAGAUGAAAUUGUCCAGAAAGAUGUCAAGAAACCUCGAGCAAAAUCAGCAGUGAACAGGCCCGUUCCAUUCAAUAAGUUUGAAGAAGAUCUGAAGCAGAUGUAUUCCAUGGAGGAUGAAUUUAGAAGAACCACGCUUGAGUUACAGAAGAAGCUGGGCAUCUCAACACAGGGAAUGAUUUAAUAAUAAUAAUGGGAUACAUCCGGGGUCGAAAUUGGCUGAAAUUCCUGCCGAAUACUGUAGAUCCUGAAAUUAACGUGUCCCUAAAUUAAUGUGAGUGAUGGUGGGCAGACUAAAAUCUGACAUGAAAUUAAUGCUAGUGGCCUCCCUUUGAAAUAUUAACUUUCCUAACACUGUGUACUUUUUGGUUAAAUCCAAGUUACAGGCGUCCUCAAUGAGAUCAACUUACUAACGUAUCUGUGUACACAUCAGUUAACCUGUUUAGUCCUUAGUGUUUUUGGUGAAAUGAACUUAAAACCUAUUUUUGCGGCAAACAUGUAUAGUUACCUAAAUCUGGCUAAACAUUAGCAUACAUGUACCAUUACAACUGUAUGCCAACACAGUUGCAGGGAACUUGAACAGUAAAGACAAAGAAAAGAUUGACCGCAAUAUUAGCAUGCUAAAACCUAUUCAUGCGCGAUGGAGCGUGUCGGCUUUUGACAGGGUGGCCAAAGACCCUGCAAUCGUCCCACAUGGCUGGCAGCUGGCUGGACUAUUGGACAAUUAGUCUGUCUCAUCUAUGUUUAAUUAUGCUCCAGUUGUUUUAUAAAUGUAUUAUAAUUUUAAUCGCGUGUGACACAUAACUUGUUGGAUUAUUCAAUAUUUAGUCUGUCUUGCCUACAGUGAAUUGUUUGCCAGUUCUGUUUUAUAAAUGCAAUGUAUAUUAGAAUUUUAAUUUUUGGGGGGUUGUGUUUAAUAUGUGACACAUAGACAACACAUAGAAAUAAAUGCGUAAUAUUAUUAAUGUGAAUAAUGCGAACUCGCAGUUUUCGCAGUAAUAUUAUGAUCGCUUUAAUUUCAGGAUCUACAGUAUUUGGUCUGGUAAGCUAAAUUCCUGCUGAAUAUUUUAUCCGGUAAGCUACAAAUUCUAUCGGACCAAAUCAAAACCUGCGAGACCAAAACAUGACCAUAAAGUAUAAAUGCGAAAUAAUUGCCGGUAGGCAAAAAUAUAUUCCCGGCCCGUGUGGUGAUGUUGACCGGCAAAACCUGGCUGGGAUGGCAACAUUUCGAUCCCUUUACAUGUUACAAAACAUUAUGGUAGAAAUACAAUUUCUUCUUAUACAUGAAUAAAACCAGAUUCCUUACAACCAUUGUGCAAUUCUUGACUCUUUUUUGUUUUAAUCUUCAUACUAGGACACAAUAGAAGAUGCUAACCAUUGAUUGGCUGUUUGUAGACAGUUUGUUGCUAUGUGGUGGGGGUGGGAGUGGGAGUGGGGGUAGAUGAAUGCACAUAGGUUGAGAGGCUAGGUUAAGUAUUUUAUGAAGAGAGGAAAAUGCUCAGAUUGCCAAAUGAAAUGACGUUGUAGUCAUAUUGCUUGCCCAGUUAGGAUUUUUGACUGAAUAAUGAUGUUUAGUUUUGCAGUGUUACAAAAACACCCAAAACAAAACUGUAUAGCCAGCACUUGAUGGCACACCAGAAGCUAUUGUAAAUUUUAAUUCAUUUGCAAAAUAUGAAUUUCAUUUCAACUUAUUUUCGUGCUUAUAUCCAAUUAAGGUUCAAGCACGCUGUCCUGGCACACCUCAGCUAU
Gigantopelta aegis is the source of this 3013-nucleotide messenger RNA. RefSeq lists its product as uncharacterized. The transcript has 9 exons. The coding region runs from base 114 to 1448 and encodes 444 amino acids. The record is from RefSeq and is a predicted model, not a curated record. NCBI's taxonomy places the organism in Eukaryota, Metazoa, Mollusca, Gastropoda, Neomphalida, Peltospiridae.